Molecule: messenger RNA, 1161 nt
Organism: Mangifera indica (mango)
Lineage: Eukaryota; Viridiplantae; Streptophyta; Magnoliopsida; Sapindales; Anacardiaceae
Product: probable membrane-associated kinase regulator 1
Exons: 1
Coding region: 336-1145 (269 amino acids)
Source: RefSeq, a predicted model, not a curated record
UUGGAAACCCACCUAGAGUUAGCGAAGAUCCUUUUAUAGCCUUUCGGUGCUUAAUUUCAACUACUUUCUCUCUCUUUUUUCUUCAUUUUCUUUUCUGUUAUCUUCUGCAAUUAAUGGAAUCUGUUUCAUCCUCAAUCUCCGCGCCAUACUUCAUCCUUCCCAUGUUUGUUGCCUCUUGCUUUCUCCUUACUCGACAAUAAAGCUAAAUCUGCAGCCAUUUCUGACUAUCCCUUCCUUUCUCAUCAUUUCCUUUCUCUCCUUUACAAAUUGCCGGUCGCCAGGGCCACCCUCUUUGUUUUCUUUCGAAUUUUUUCCCAGCUUCAGGUUUUUCGGAUAUGGCUAUUGAUAUUUGUUCGGAGAUUUCUAGUCCUCGUAUCUCAUUUUCACAUGAUCUUAACCAGAAAGAUCAUGGAUUUUCGCAUAUUGAGAGAAGACUGGAUUCGUCGCUUCUUGAUUCAAGUUCUGAUUUCGAUUUCUGCAUUGACAAUAGUCGGUUUUUCCAGGAGCUUUCUUCAGCUGAUGAGCUUUUCUCCAAUGGCAAGAUUCUCCCUGUUGAAAUUAAGAAGAAGAAACAAAUCCAACAACCUCCACCAUCUUCUUCUUCUUCUUCAUCCUCUCCUCCUCAAGUCUUGGGCAAUGAAAGUUGUACGGAAAAGAAGAGAUUAAAAGAGUUGUUGUCUCUCGAUGAUGAUCAAGAUUACGACAAGCCUCUGUAUAAAUCUUUCUGGCAAUUCAAACGAAGCAGUAGUCUCAACUGCGAUAGCUCUCGAAGCAAGAGUUUAAUCAAGUCAUUACAGUUCCUUUCAAGGAGUAAUUCCACUGGUUCAGCUCCAAGUUCGAAACUUUCAUCCAUGGCAAAGGAAACCCAGAAGCAGAAUUUGCAAAGACAACCAUCUGUUUCCAGGAAAUCAAAAGUUUCAAGCUCAGGUUCUUAUUCUUCUUCUUUCAACAACAACAACAAUUUUUCUUCAACCCAGAAGCCGCCUUGGAAGAAGAACUGUGGAUCUUAUAAUAACGCCAACAAUGGUGUCAGAAUUAGUCCAGUUUUAAACAUCCCUCCACCUUACAUUUCAAGCGCCACUGUAAAUCUCUUUGGCCUCGGUUCUAUCUUCUGUAAUGGCAAGUUCAAAAAGAAGAAGAGAUAGAUCCUUUUUCCCAUUA